Molecule: messenger RNA, 4387 nt
Organism: Cercocebus atys (sooty mangabey)
Lineage: Eukaryota; Metazoa; Chordata; Mammalia; Primates; Cercopithecidae
Gene: ZNF19
Product: zinc finger protein 19
Exons: 9
Coding region: 2594-3970 (458 amino acids)
Biological process (GO): regulation of cytokine production; regulation of immune system process; negative regulation of transcription by RNA polymerase II
Molecular function (GO): DNA-binding transcription repressor activity, RNA polymerase II-specific
Source: RefSeq, a predicted model, not a curated record
CUUAUUUUGUCCAGCCGCUAUUCAAGAUGGAGUCACUCUGGUUCAAACACCUCUGACACAUGCAGCUCUUCAGAAAACCAGCCAUCAUUUUCAGCCUCUCUUGCCACAAUAAUAUUACUAUAAAAAAUACAAGUCAACUUCACUUUUUGAGUCUCUGCUUUGCCCACCCCCUGACUUGUGCUAACCUACUCGAUCCAGCACUUUUGAGCUGUUGGCUUUAAGAUUCAGCUUCCCUUAUUUCUCUUAAAGAGGAAACUUUUAAAUGGUGGCUCUGUCUUACCUGGAUCUGUAAGGAUGUCACUGUGUUUCCCAGAAUAAAAGCUUCUGUUAUUGGCUGAAUAUGCCCUUUUCCCCCCAAAUACUAUAUAAAGGAUGAGCCCUUUACAUAUAAUGCAGAUAGAAUCAAAGUCUUCAUUCACUAAGCAAGCAUUUAUUGAGUGCCUACUAUGUGCCAGGUAUUGUGCUAGGCAUUGAUUAUACCAUAGUAAAUAAGACAGUCUUUUCCGUCAGAGAGUUCAAAGAACAUGCAAAUUGAAUGGUUUGAUAACAGUGUUAUAUUAUGUAAACUAUGAUUAUGUAAAUCGUAUAGCAGUGGCUUCCAACAGGGAGUGGGGAGGCAAGGCAGGCAAGACUUUCAGAGAUGUUGAAACAUGGAGGAUCAAAAAUAUUAGCCAGAAAAGUUGGGAGUGGGACAAAGUAGGGUACUCUACGUAGGAGAAAUAGCAUGAUCUAAAAUUCAGAGGAAGAUGUGUAUAUGGUAACUUGGUAGAUCUAUGGAUAUGAGUUGGGUAGAAAGUAGAGUCUAAGAAGGAGGGAUAAGAGAGGGAGACAAGGGUCAGAUCAUGAAUGUAGCUUUCUAAAUGACAUUAAGCAAUUUAGACUUUCUGAAUUUUUAGUACAGUGUAGAUACUGGAUUGAGGUUGGCAGUUUGGAGGCAGGAUGACAGUCAGGGAAGAGGUGAUGGUGGCAGGAACAAGGCAGGGAGGAGGAGGUGAAGGGAAAAGAGAAGCAGAUGAACUUAAAUGCUGACCAGGUAGAAUCAACAGUUCUUGGUGAAUGACUAGGGGAAGAAGUCAAGGGUAAAGUCCAGGUUUUGGACUUGGCAAAAAGUUGGAAGGUGGGAAAGAGACCCAGGAAGGAUGAGGAAGCUUGGCAUGGUCUGGUCUGGAGGAGGGGAAAAUCAUGAAUGCAGUGUUUGGACACUGAAUCUGAGGGUCUUUUGAGAUGUCAAAUCAGUGAUAGGAUAUACAGAUCUGGAACUUAGAGAAACCUGAGCUGGGGAUAUACAUUUGCAAGUCAUCCACAUGUAAGUGGUGUUCAAAAUCAUGGGGAUGGGUGAGAUUGUCUAAAGGGAAAGCCUACAGUGAAAAAAGAAGAGGCUCUUCUAUGCCUGGGCCUUGAGGAACUCCAACACUGAAUAGCUGUGUAGAAGAGGAUAUUCUAUAAAACACUGAGAAGUUUCCAGAGAAGUGGAAGAAAAAUUGGGAUACAGUGUUUUAAGGAGAAAAUGGUCAAUAAGGUUAAUUGUUGCUGAGAGUUCAGGUGAAAUGAGAAUUGGAAAUUAUCUGUUGGAGUGAGUGAGCACCAUGGAAUUUAAUUUUUAUUGUUUCCUGAAGCUGGUUCAGGGGACAGAAGGGAGCAAAAUCCAGAUUGGAAUGGGUUGAGGAGGAAGUGGAAGGUGAGAAAAUAAGGCCCAUGAAUGCAGACAACACUUUAGGGCAGUUUGGCCAUGAAGGUGAAGAGAGAGAGGCUAGUAACUGGAUCAGGAUAUGGGAACGAGGGUGGGGGCAGGGUGGGGGGGUUUCAAGAAGGAAGAUCAUUAGGUUAAAAAAGCCAAAGAGAAGGAUUUAGUGGAAGAGAAGUUCAGCAGAGAAGAAGCGAAUAAUAAAAAUGUUCAGUUCUUGAGAAGGUGGGAGAGGAUGGAAUGCAAAGCCGUGAUGGUGGGACUGGCCGCCAACAGCAUAUGGAACAUCUGUACCAUAAUGUGGUAGAAGAGGGAAGACGGACUAUGAAGGGAAUUUAUAUGUUUGGCAUUGGAGAGUUGAGAAGUUCCUGUCUGAUGACUUUUUUUCCCCUCUGGGAAGGAGCAGAAGAAAUGUGGUCAGGAGAUGAGGAAUGAGAUGAUCCAUAAACUGAGGGCAGUAUGGAAAACAAACAGGCUGUGAACAACUUGAUGAGCCAGAUGAAGGGUGUCAUGAGCCAGAUGAGCUUAUAGAAGACAGAGAACCUUUACAGCGAACAAGAAAACAAAAGCUGCUCACAGACACAAGAAUCUUCCUCAAUGGCCUGUGAGUGGCAGAGCUUGUGAAAGGAAGUUGAUUCACUGAGAGUGAACCAGAACUCAGGAAGCCCACUCCUCUUCUUCAAUUCCUGAUCUCAGCUAAUGGCACCUUCAUCUAUCAGGUCUCUGAGGAUCCCCGGGGGUGAAACUCCUCCUGGGGGGUAAAAGCACACAACCACUGAGAAGAGCGCUGCGGCAUCCUAGAGAGGACGCGUGUGAGGCUGGGUGCAAGGCCAACGUAGUGACGCACUUCCGUUCACGGACCGCUUUCUGUUUUUCCUGAGCCUUUGCCUGCUAGAGGGAGCCCAGGUCAUGGCAGCCAUACCUCUGAAAACUCGACACCAGGAGAUGGUGACCUUCGAGGAUGUGGCUGUGCACUUCACCAAGACAGAAUGGACUGGACUUUCCCCUGCCCAGAGGGCCCUGUACAGAAGUGUGAUGUUGGAGAAUUUUGGGAACCUGACUGCUUUGGGGUACCCAGUUCCCAAACCUGCACUGAUCUCUCUUCUGGAGGGAGGGGAUAUGGCUUGGGGCCUGGAAGCACAGGAUGAUCCCCCGGCAGAGAGGACCAAAAACAUCUGUAAAGAUGUUGAGACCAACAUUGACAGUGAGUCCACAUUAAUCCAGGGAAUUUCUGAAGAAAGAGAUGGGAUGAUGUCACGUGGUCAGCUGAAGAGUGUCCCUCAGAGAACUGACUUCCCAGAAACAUGUAAUGUGAAAAAGCACCAGAACAUCCCCACAGUGAAAAAUACCCGAGGAAAGGUUCCAAGAAUCCCCUGUGCAAGGAAACCUUUCAUAUGUGAGGAGUGUGGGAAAUCCUUCAGCUACUUUUCUUACUAUGCUAGACACCAGAGAAUCCACACUGGGGAGAAACCUUUUGAGUGUAGUGAGUGUGGAAAAGCCUUUAAUGGCAAUUCUUCAUUAAUUCGGCACCAGAGGAUUCACACUGGAGAGAAACCCUAUCAGUGUGAGGAGUGUGGGCGAGCCUUUAAUGAUAAUGCAAAUCUGAUCAGGCAUCAGAGAAUCCACAGUGGGGACAGACCCUAUUACUGUACAGAGUGUGGAAAUAGUUUCACCAGUAGUUCCGAGUUUGUUAUACAUCAGAGAAUCCACACUGGGGAGAAACCCUAUGAGUGUAAUGAGUGUGGCAAAGCUUUUGUUGGUAAUUCACCCCUACUUCGGCAUCAGAAAAUCCACACUGGAGAGAAACCCUAUGAGUGUAAUGAGUGUGGCAAAAGCUUUGGAAGGACUUCCCAUCUAAGCCAACAUCAGCGUAUUCAUACAGGGGAAAAGCCUUAUUCUUGUAAAGUAUGUGGACAAGCCUUCAAUUUUCAUACAAAACUAACUCGACACCAGAGAAUUCACAGUGAGGAGAAACCCUUUGACUGUGUAGAUUGUGGAAAAGCCUUUAGUGCUCAGGAACAAUUAAAAAGGCAUCUGAGAAUUCAUACUCAGGAGUCUUCCUAUGUAUGUGAUGAGUGUGGAAAAGCCUUCACUAGCAAAAGAAAUCUUCAUCAGCAUCGAAGAAUCCAUACUGGAGAGAAACCCUAUGAGUGUAGUAAGUAUGAGAAGGCCUUUGGGACUUCUUCCCAGCUAGGUCUUCUUGAGCAGGUCCACUCUGGAGAGAAGCCUGUGCUGGACAUUUGUCGUUUUGGCCUCCCAGAAUUUUUUACCCCCUUUUACUGGUAAUAGUACACUCCAGUGAAAUGUACUGAGUGGAUUCCAUCUUCUACUCAGGAAUGGAAUGUGUGACACAGGCCUGACUCAGCCUCUGAUCCAUCCCUCAAGCCACAGUUACUGAUGCAGAUGUCAGUAGAUGGUCCAGUUAGAGUCCCAGGAUUGCAAGAGCUAAUAGGAAGAAAUAUUCUCUGCGCCCCCACACCCCCAUUGGUUUUAAUGCUGAGAAGAACUCCUAGACUCUCACAGAGGCUGAGAAUGAAGUCCUCACAGCAAAAAAGCCAUCUGAGAAUUGGAGAGCAGUCAAAGACUGAAGAUAAUGUUUGAACAGCCACAUUAAACCAUGCCUGAAGCUAAAAAUACAUACGGGUUUUUGAAUUGCAGCAGCCAAUAAAUUCCAUUUUCAUUUGUUUGGUUUUGGCUUUGGCA